Phaeodactylum tricornutum CCAP 1055/1 is the source of this 1312-nucleotide messenger RNA. RefSeq lists its product with no specific name. The coding region runs from base 82 to 1098 and encodes 338 amino acids. Gene Ontology annotation, biological process: proton transmembrane transport. Lineage: Eukaryota; Bacillariophyta; Bacillariophyceae; Surirellales; Neidiaceae. Gene Ontology annotation, cellular component: plasma membrane. The transcript has a single exon. Gene Ontology annotation, molecular function: voltage-gated proton channel activity. The record is from RefSeq and is a predicted model, not a curated record.
UUGACUUUGAGUUGGAACAAAACACUACUGUAGAAGUUGAGCAGCCCAUGUGAAAUAAAGCGCUAAUACAAAUUCGCCUUUAUGAAAGACCGUGAAGCCCAGGAGCAAAUGUCUCGAGAAGAUUGGGAAGAAGCGCCAGCAGAAGGUAGCUCCCCGGAAAAAGAUUUAGAACAGAAUCGCCCCAAGCUUCAGGGCCGUUUGUCGGUAGGAUCUCUGAACUUUGGAAUCCCAACAAACAAAGGUGCCCAGGACCACGUAGACGCGCACCACGGAAAGCAAUCAUGGCGGUACAGGGUGCUCAGCUCGCUACAUUCACAACCUAUUCAGAUCACUCUCUCGUGUCUCCUUCUAUUGGACGUGAUUAUACUCUUUGUGGAAAUAUUCUUGUUGGCACAAUUUCCUCCAUGUCAUGUAAUUGAACGGGACGCUAUUUCGUGCUGCCCGUCUCGGGGGGAGAAUGUUUCCGAAAGAUUCUUGGCUUCGACCGAUCACCACAAUUUUUGCGAAGAUGGGCUAGAAUCCACUGAGUACCUUGCGGGUUGCGACUCGCACAAAUGGCACCGUGUGCAUACUACUGAAAAAGUCCUCUUUGGACUAACAAUUACGAUUCUUUGCGUCUUCAUGAUUGAACUCAACAUCACCAUGCUCGCGCUGAAACCCUUGAUUUUUUUUCGGCAACUCUUUUAUUUGCUGGACUACAUCAUCGUCGCGGUGAGUUUGGCUUUGGAAUUGACCUUCCACUUUUUGAGCGAGGACGUAGUUGCUAGUUUCGUUGGCAUACUUGUGAUUGCCCGUAUUUGGCGAUUCAUUCGAAUCGGUCAUGGGCUAAUCGAAGUGGCGACUGAAAUUUCGCAUACGAAAUACCAAUCUUUGCUUUCGUAUGCGGAGGAGCUGGAAGAUGUACUUCAUAGACAUAGCAUUGACCUGCCGGACUCUUUGCGCUUGAUGAAGUUUGAAUCUAAUGAUUUGUUAAGUCAGAUUGAAAGAGAUCAUCGGCAUUAUCGCCACACCUCCAAACAAUGCAGUACUGCCAAAAACAAUGAUGGCAAAGCAUUGAGUAGUAGAUCGCCAUCAGAAGAGAAAACAGCAUCGACGUAGCCGAUGGUAAAAUCUGACUUGCCGAGUUUGCCGACGUUUAUACAUAGAAAAGGACUACGAUGCUUUCCAUUUCACAAAUCCUGGAAUGCCAGUUGGAGCAGCGUCUUACUCGCUGCUACCCUGCAUGGAAAAACGUGCACAGAGCUACCUAUACAACCCGAUCAUAUAGUGUCACCGGUGCCUUGUUCUCCUAGAAUUGUGUUUUGUCGUAUCC